AUGGCGAAUAACAAAUCAAUAACAUCUGUUCAAACCAAUGCACAGGCUAAUGCUAAACAAGUAUCAAGCUUUUCCAGGGACGCAGUUGCAAAUCGACGUAUGAACAUGCAAAGAAUGCAAAAUGUCCUCCUCAUUUGGUUGGAUAAUAAUAUUAAUAAAAAUGAUGCUGAUUGUACUAAUACAAUCAAGCAAUUAAAACUUGUUGUUAACAACAUAAACACGUUUACAGAUAGUGAAGAAUGUGUUGAAUUUAUUCAAACCACUAACAACAACAAAAUAUGUAUGAUUAUUUCUGGUUCACUGGGAAAACAUAUUGUGCCCCAUGUGCAUGAUAUGCCCCAAGUAGAUACCAUUUUUAUAUUUUGUAGCAACCGAGAAUGGCAUGAACAAUGGACUAAAGAAUGGCCUAAAAUAAAAGGAGUCUUCACAGAUAUAACAUCAAUCUGUGGAGCUCUCAAGCAAGCUGCUCAUCAGUGUGAGCAGAAUGCCACGUCAAUCAGCUUUGUGGCAUCAAACAAGAAACUGGAUCAAUUAGAUCCAUCAUUCAUGUAUACUCAGAUCUUGAAAGAGAUCUUAUUAACCAUCAACUUCGAAGACAAACAUAUUCAAGAAUUCAUUACUUAUUGUCGUGAAGUAUAUGAUGAUGAUGAAAAUGAAUUAAAAAAGGUUAAUCAAUUACAAACAACAUACAAAAACAACAUACCCAUAUGGUGGUAUACAUGGAAUGCAUUUUUAUAUCGUAUGCUCAAUCAAGCAUUAAGAUUAAUGGAUGUUGAUAUGAUUAUUCGAAUGGGUUUCUUUAUUAAUGAUCUACAUCGAGAUAUUCAACGACUUCAUUCGAAACAAUUUGAUGGUCAUCAAGUAGGCACAGCAUUUACAGUUUAUCGUGGACAAGGUCUUUCAAAAGAAGAUUUCACCGAAAUGACAAAAACAAAAGGUGGACUUCUUUCAUUUAAUAAUUUCUUAUCAACUAGUAAAAACCGUGAUGUUUCUCUUAAUUUCGCCCAACACGCUGCUACAAAUCCUGAUCUUGUUGGAAUUCUAUUUGUUAUAUCAAUUAAUCCUACUGAUUCAACAACUCCAUUUGCUUCUGUUAGUGAUGUUAGUUAUUUUCAUACAGAAGACGAAGUCCUUUUCUCUAUGCAUACUAUUUUCCGUAUUGGAGAUAUUAAACCAAUAGAUGGAAAUAAUCAUCUUUAUCAAGUGAACCUAACAUUGACCAAUGACAACGACCAAGAUCUUCGAGCUCUUACUGAUAGUAUCCGACAAGAGACCUUUCCAGAUCAAGAAGAAUGGGGACGAUUAGGAUCAUUGCUAAUUAAAAUGGGUCAGUUUAACAAGGCUCAAGAAGUUUAUGAAGUUUUACUUCAUCAAACAACGGAUGAAAGUGUUAAAGCACCUAUUUAUGGUCAACUAGGUUCGAUCAAAGCUAAUCAAGGAGAAUAUCAAGAAGCACUUACAUAUUUUGAAAAAACACUUGCUAUCUAUCAAAAAAUACUUCCUUCCAAUCAUCUUAGUUUGGCUUCUACCUACAUAUGCAUCGGUGUAGUUUAUAUGCACAUGAGUGAUUAUCCUAAAGCCCUUUCUUAUUAUGAAAAAACCCUUGCAAUUCAACAACAAUCACUCCCUUCCAAUCAUCCUGAUUUGGGUAUGUCCUAUAACAACAUCGGUAAUGUGUAUGUCAAAAUGGCUGAUUAUUCAAAAGCACUUUCUUAUUAUGAGAAAGAUCUUGCAAUUCAACAACAAUCACUUCCUUCCAAUCAUCCUGAUUUGGGUGUUUCCUACAGCAACAUCGGUAGUGUGUAUUUGAACAUGGGUGAUUAUCCAAAAGCACUUUCUUAUUAUGAGAAAGAUCUUGCAAUUCUACAGCAAUCACUUCCUUCCACUCACCCUGAUUUGGGUAUGUCCUAUAACAACAUCGGUGUGGCGUAUGAGAAUAUGGCCAACUAUUCAAAAGCUCAUUCAUUUUAUGAACGUGCUGUACAGAUUGGGCAACAAUCAUUACCAGCAAAUCAUCCUAGACUUCUAAAAUGGAGAAAAAACCUUGAACAUAUGAAAAAGAAAUUAUAA
Messenger RNA from Adineta steineri, 2070 nucleotides. Lineage: Eukaryota; Metazoa; Rotifera; Eurotatoria; Adinetida; Adinetidae. The record is from the annotation of a GenBank genome assembly.